Molecule: messenger RNA, 4300 nt
Organism: Rhineura floridana
Lineage: Eukaryota; Metazoa; Chordata; Lepidosauria; Squamata; Rhineuridae
Gene: GPX8
Product: glutathione peroxidase 8 (putative)
Exons: 3
Coding region: 95-733 (212 amino acids)
Biological process (GO): response to oxidative stress
Molecular function (GO): glutathione peroxidase activity
Source: RefSeq, a predicted model, not a curated record
CUCCCCCACGCCCCCCCCCAGCUACUGAGAGUUUUGUAUUUCAGCUCCUCCUUACAUUCCAGGCCUGCUGAGACUUCCCCUAAAAUCCUCCAAAAUGGAGCUGCCCCUGCCUCUGACCACGUAUUCUUUGAAAAGCUCAAAGCUGAAAAUCAGGAUUUUAAUUGUUUUCUUCUCUAUGGUUUUAUUCACCGCCAUGCUGGGCCUCCUACAACUUAAGUACUUUAAGCCCAAAGUCAAAGACUUCUAUUCCUUUGAAGUGAAGGACUCAAAAGGGAGGGCCAUUUCCUUGGAGAAGUACAGAGGCAAAGCAUCUCUGGUUGUAAACGUGGCUAGUCACUGCCAGCACACAGAAAAAAAUUACAUCAUGCUGCAGGAACUGCACAGAGAGUUUGGACCAUCCCACUUCACAGUGCUGGCCUUCCCCUGUAAUCAAUAUGGGGAAAUGGAGCCAGGCACGAGUCAGGAGAUCGAAUAUUUUGCAAAAUCAAAUUAUGGAGUAACUUUCCCCAUUUUCAACAAAAUAAAGAUCCUAGGAACUGAAGCAUCACCAGCGUUUAAAUUUCUAAUGGAUUCCUCCAAGAAAGAGCCUCGGUGGAACUUCUGCAAGUAUCUUGUCAGCCCUGAAGGCAAAGUCGUGAAGUUCUGGAGACCUGAAGAGCCCUUAGAAAGCAUAAAGCCAGAUGUAGCUGCUCUAAUUAGGCAGAUCAUUGUGAAAAAGAGAGAAGACCUCUGAGGAAGCCACAGUGCUGUGUGAAUGCUAUAAGGAAGCAUCUCUGCACAGCCUGAGUACAUUCCUGCUCAAUAUUGGUAAAAGCUGGACAAUCAGUGGGUUUUUCUUAGUGCUGGUUAGAUUCAUGGUAUCCUUUCACAGAAAACUCUUCCAUUUAGGACCAGCUAUUAAACCUUCUGAGCACAGGUGAAGCAAAGAGAAGGAUUUAUGUUCUAUGCACUUUACCCAACUGAGCCCUGGAUAUGUUCCCUGUAAGAGUGUGUGGUUGGCAUCAGGUUAAUGAUAUCUUAUUUUAAGACUGGCAUUAUCUGGUUAAUGCAUACUGAAAGAGAAGGGAGAGGUCUGCAAGAAGCGUGAUUCUGUUUACCCACAAAAAUUAAAUACAUUAGGGAUCAGCAAAGGGACCUUUCAGAAAUCUGGUUUGUUUCCUUGCUCAAAAUUAUCUGUGUUCAGCAUAGUUAACUUGCUUCCCUGAAGAUCCAUUUCCUUGGUGCUCUGACAGCAGAUUACUACACUAUUUCCAAUGGCUUUAUUGGACUUUUGCUGACUUUGAAUAUUCCUGGGUCUGGGGUAGCCACUGGGAAUAAUGCAAGUAACAUACUAGGAGAAGUCUUUGAAAAUAGUUUCUCAGCAUUUAUAAGUGUUUGCGAUAUAGCUCAUGGUUUCAAUCAAGGCAACAAACAGUACAUCUGAAAAUCUUCAGGGUGUGUGCUAACUGCACUUAAGCACUGACUGUUUAGAAACAACCAAAGGUUAGUAUUCUUUACAACAUGAUCGUGAGGUGUUGUCAUAUAAAGAGAGAGAAUAUGAUGAUAAUGGCAUUCAUUCAUAAUUGACACACAUACAGCCUUUUUCCAAGGAAGAGGUUCUUUUCUAAUUUAGGACAGACACUGGAAAUACACAGCGCUGAUUGGCUGGCCAUUGUGUCUAUCAUGAAGCAUCUCUUCUCUCAGAGCCAGCUGUGCACAGCACUGAUUGGCUAGAUCAAAGCUAAUCAGAGUAGAUUUCAACCAUUAAAUAAACAAUAAAAAUGCUUAUUAAAAAGAAAAAGCACUGAUUAAAUGUAACAGCAGAUUGAAACGCUGGUGCUUUGUGGGGAAGUGGACAGCAUACUUGAAGCAUAAUAGAAUGUUUUCAGUUUGGAGGCUGUGGUCCAUCUGGCACAUUAACACUAAACCAUGGUUGAGCACUAUAGGAAUGAGAAGCAGUGAGCCUCAGAUUUAAGGACUCAGCCCUCUCUCUCUUCCUCUGGUGUGGCUGUGAGGAGAUUGGUCAGUUUAAAGUGGGGGGAAAAGGUUCCACAAUUUCUUGGUACAUCAAACUUGAGGGAACUCUGGUUAGCUUAAACUGGCCUUCCCCAGCCUGGUACCCUCCAAAUGUUUCGGAUUACAACUCCCACCAGUAUGGCCAAUGGUCAGGGAUGAAGGGAGUUGCAGUCCAACAUCAUCUGGAGGGCACCAGAUUGGGGAAGCCUGGCUUAAACUAUGGUUUAUUGAAAACAAGCUGAGAUCAAACUGUGGCUUACAAUCCUGUCUUGUAAAAAACUAUAGUUUAAAGUAGCCUGACUUCUACCCAGCUUAAAUGCAACAAUAAACUCCAGUUAGUUUAAAUCAGGAAGCAGAUGCUUCCAAGUAUCUCCUCACACCUGCACCGAAGGAGGAGAGGGGAGCACUCAACCUCAGAUGCUUUCUCAUUGUGCUUAAUUACAGUUCAGCAUUACAUUGAGAUUGGCCUCUCUGGUUGCCAAUUGAAAAGGAUACCUGUAAAUGACGUUAAACUCUUUGGCUGCUUUUUUUAAUGAGCUGGCAAAAAACACAGGAGGAAAGGGCUCUGCUAAGCAUCUGUUGCUUUUCAUAAUAGGGAGUUAAGGAUUAAAGAGCUUUUUGCCUAUAUCUUGGCUUAAACCAGAGGUUCUCAAACUGUUGUCCAUAGACCACUGGUGUUUAUGAAUAUAAUUCAGGUGGCCCAUGAAAAGAUUGCAGAACAGUUAAGAGUAUAUGUAGCAGGCCCUGCACUUCAUUUAUAUAUCUUUUCCUGACAAUGGAGAUCAAGGCCAUUUUGACUGGGCCCAGAUUACUGAACAGGCUAACAAGGCCCUGGCAUAAGGCCUGUGAUUUUCAUCACAUGGUGCUGACUCAAAAUGGGAUUUUUUUCAUCACUUGCCACUCUCAAGUCCAAAUACAGAAGCAAGACAAAUGCUGAACAUGACCUUAGGCUAAAGCUGACAAAGAUUACACCCAGCUUCACAGAAUCUUGCUCACAAAAAUAGGUGCAUUCAUCACAUUAAAAGGCAGGGCUAUGAUUAUUAAAAUAUGAGUUAUGUGCUUUGAUUUACAAAACAAAAAUAGUUUAAGUGGUCCACCGAGGCCCUCAUAAAUGUUCAAGUGGUCCAUGUAUCAAGAUGUUUGAGAACUGUUGGCUUACACCACUGGUUCCCAAACUUUUUUUUCCACAUGGACCACUUAAAAAUUGCUGAGAGCCUUAGCAGACCACUUUAUGAAUUUUCUACCUGUUGUAGCAAUUGUAAUGCACUGUGCUAGAUUCUUUAUUAUUUUAAAUUGUAUUUUUAUUGCUUCUUUUAUUUCUUAUAUUGCAUAUAAAAUAACAAUAUAAGAAAUAAAAGCAGCAAUAAAAAUACAAUUAAAAAUCAAUGUGAGUAUUUAAUGCAGACAUGGCAUGGACCACCAGAAUGAAGCUCGUGGACCACUGGUGGUCCAUGGAUCACAGUUUGGGAAACCCUGGCUUAAACAAUAGAAAGCAGCUGAGAUAUGCAACAGAUGACUCUUUAGGCCUGGAAGCUACAUUGCAGGCCAGGUAAGCCUUGGAGGACGAUUUAAGGCUUGUUUCCAGUUGCCUAUCCCUAAACCACAAAUGGGGAACCCGAGGCCCUCCAGAUAUUGGACUACACCUCCCAUUAGCUCCAGCCAGCAUAGCCAAUGGUUUGGGAUGAUGGGAGUUGUAGUCUCAUCUGCAGAGCCACAUGUUCCCCAUCUCUGCCCUAAACUAAUUCAUACGGUAUCCUUUAAUUCCCAUCAAGUUACUUCAAACACCAUUUGCCAAAUAAUGAAAGUUCAGUGAGAAAUCGCCCUGCCAUUGAAUCAUUCUGUUUAAAACUGAAAAAGGCUGAAUAAGUCUAGCUUUGCAUCAACAACAGCAGGCAAUGCAUGCUCCAUUGUAUGUGUGGGAAGAACAACAAAAAAUGUGAAUAGUUUUUAUGAAGAUGUUUUAUUUUUAAAAAGAGAAAGAAUAAGCCAAAUCUGUUUGGUGGUGUUAUUUUUAAUACAAUGAUUUGCCCCCCAAAAAAGUUCUAUUACACUGCACAUAUACUACAAUACAGAUUAUGCACGAUUGAGCAUACCAAGAGCAUUCUGGGAGAUUACUAUUGAAGUUAAAAGGGCAAAAGUUAUACCUCUCCUACAUCCUGUGUUAUUUAUUUAUUUAUUCGAUUUAUAUCCCACCUUUCCUCCCAGUAGGAGCCCAGAGUGGCCUUAGAGGGACGCAUCAACACGCUUGGGGGAAUUCCAAGGUUGUACUUACAGAAGUACAAAAAAAAUUCAGGGGAAAAAUGGG